Messenger RNA from Paraphaeosphaeria sporulosa, 1174 nucleotides. RefSeq lists its product as uncharacterized. The annotation marks the transcript as partial. The record is from RefSeq and is a predicted model, not a curated record. NCBI's taxonomy places the organism in Eukaryota, Fungi, Ascomycota, Dothideomycetes, Pleosporales, Didymosphaeriaceae. The transcript has a single exon.
GAGGUAGGUCAGCAGCACUAACGCUUAUCCGUUAGGGGUCCUGUGUGCUGUGCUCUUCUCGGAGUGUCUACCUUGGUAGAGUCAAAGUGCCUCAAGAUCGGGCAUCUUCGCUCCUUCCUCGCCAACAGGCGCUACUUCCACAACCGACUCUCGUCCUUGCACCUGCUGUUCUGAUUGCUCCAAAUCAGCCGCGUCCCAAACAUGCCAUUAACAACCACAUCCUCUCGCUAUUGUUACCGUCGCAACUACAGCUAUGCUAAAUAUUUUCAGCUCGCUCACCAAGAAUGGCUGGCGCGAGACUUUUCGCAUACUCCGCCACUCCGAGAACAUAAUUCGCAAGCAACCAUCCUCACCUCGGAAAAAGUACGUACACGUCCGACGACGCGAUAGAAAAGGUCGAAAGAUGCGAGCGGCGUUCCAACUCGUUGAGGAGCAAGGGGGCGAUGGGACAGGAAGAACAUACAGACGAGUGAACGAUGGCUGGGAGGUUGGAGAGGGUGAGGUGCAGGAGAUCAUACUGGAGAAAAAGACCGUGGUGAGCAUGGAUGCGAACGGUAAUAGCCAGCGUUUGGACAGGAGGAAGACAACGAAUAGGAAGCGCAAAGUCAGGGCUGAGGGUAGGGAGCUGAGGGUAGGGGGUUGCUGCCCAACCUUUCUCCCUUCCCACACUCAGCUUGUUUGGCUCGUUAGAUGGCUGAACAGUUUCCUAGGAGAUUCCAUCAACAAACAGGACCGUAAAGCCAAGACACCGCCAACCGGCACCCAGAUCCAAUGGCGAACGACGGUCUAUGCCAACUCAGUCACCACAUCAAUUCAGCGACGAGAACUUGAGCGCCGAGGUGUCGCACUCCUCGAGGCGAAGGGAUCCCAGAGCGAAGACUACUCGCCAGAACGGAACGUCAAAAAGGAGCCCAGCCAGCACUUCAGACCAAAGCGGUCCAACAAGUCCUUUCUCACAGCCGGAAAUGAAUAAGCGAGACUCGCACACGUUUGUCUUCGGCGACGACGUCCUGCGAACUAUGAGUCAGACAAGUUUCGACGACAUCGAGACUAUGCUUACCGACCCCUUCACUCAGUCAGACGAAGGAGAAAGUUCAGUCCAAGGCGAGACUGCUCGCGGUCCUCAGUCGAGAGAACAAGCGAAAUUCGGCUCUGAGCUGUCGUCGAAAGGGAC